Lepisosteus oculatus (spotted gar) is the source of this 8478-nucleotide messenger RNA. It is a transcript of the gene golga3, whose product is annotated as golgin A3. NCBI's taxonomy places the organism in Eukaryota, Metazoa, Chordata, Actinopteri, Semionotiformes, Lepisosteidae. The record is from RefSeq and is a predicted model, not a curated record.
AACCUGUGCAGUUUGCCUAUUGUGAAACAGUUUAGUGAAAAGUUUGGACGAUUGGAGUGUUUAGAGAAAAUCUUCAGUAAUGUAAUCAAAUUGUGGUCCUGAGCAUGAUGUACAGUAAAUCCUACAUAUACAGGAGUAUGGUAACCGGGUAAUGGCUGGAGGGGCAAUUCAUUAAAAGUCAAGUCUUCCUGCAGAGGAUAGUCCUCAAACUGAGUGUUAUGAAGUGAUAUGAAGGUGUUAUACCCUUGCAAGUCUUCAAAUUCCAAUGGACUUUCCAAAGUGAUCUGAAACUUACAAAAAAACAAACAAACUAAAGCAGAGAUCAAGCAAUUCCCAUCAUCAUGGAAAUAGAAUCUCACCAGCAAGAAUCCCUUCCAGAUACCAAAGCAGGUGGCACUUAUCCUGUGGGGAAUUCUACAGAGCUCCUGCAGCAAGGAACCUUGGAAAAGCCACCCGGCACAAGGGAUGGAGUUAAUGGUCCUGUUGUGAAGCCUGGCGCGGUGCCGAACGGAGACAAUGUGUCAGUGGGUUUGGGCGCUGCAGGGGAGAACUGCUCCAAUGGCCCCUUGCCCCCUCACCAGGACACUAGUCCCUCGGCCAGCCCACAGAGGGAAGAGCCCUCCUCAGGUGUGGCUGCUUUCCAUCACAACCUAGCGAAGUCUCAGGGAGCUAAUUCUGAGGGCACUGUUCAUAAGAGCGAAGCUUUGCAGUCACUCAAACUAAGUCUACCUAUGCAAGAAACUGAAUUAUGCUCUGUGGAGCCAUCCUUGGAGCUGGAGAAUGAGGAGCAGAUUCGACUCGCAGCCCGCCGGCGCCUGGAGGAGCAGCUGAAACAAUACAGGGUCCAGAGGAAGCAGGAGAGGUCUCAUCACUCGACCCCUAAAAGCCGCCUCUCCAGCACACUAGACCCAGAGCUGAUGCUGCACCCUGACAUGCUGCCCAGAGCCAGCACCGUCUCGAUGACCAAGGAGUACUCCUUCCUGCGCACCAGCGUUCCCCGGGGGCCCAAGCUGGGCAGCCUGGGGAUCCCCCCGCCGGCAAAGGAGAAGAAACCCGCUAGAUCCUCCCGCUCCAGCAAGAUCCACUCCUUGGCAGAUUACCGAACGCCGGAGGCCGGCGGCGCUGCUGGGGGGAGCUCCAUGCUGUCCUCCGGGGAGGCCUCCGUGGGGUCCCUGAGGUCCAACUGGAGCUCGUCCUCCAUCGUGUCCGAGAUCAGCCUGGCCUCGGAGACGGAGGAGAAGCUGGAGGCCUCCUCCCAAACCGGGGACGGCGCCUGGGAGGCGGACGGUAGCGAGUCGGGGUUGAAACAGGACGGCAACGACAGCGACAGCAGCUCCUACAGCAGCGCGUCCGCCUCGGGGACCUACGGCCUGCUGUCGGCCGUGGUGAGCGCCCAGAAGGCGCCCUACACUGUGGACGGCAGGGAGGUCCCGCUGGAGGCUGUGGGGCGGUACCCGUCUCUGCAGGAAGUGCUGCAGUCAGCCGCGGACGAGCAGCAGCAGCUGGCGGCGCAGGAGCAGGAGCUGAACGGAGAAGCGCGCAGCCGCCGAGACAGUUUCUCCAGCAGCGUCUCUUUGGGAAGCUCGGUCAUGGGAAGUCAUGAUGAAGUGCUUCAGGUCUUGAAGGAGAAGAUGAGGCUGGAAGGGCAGUUGGAGUCCCUAUCUUCAGAAGCUAAUCAGGCGCUGAAAGAAAAGACAGAACUUCAGGCCCAGCUGGCCUCGGUCAGCACCCAGCUGGAGGCUCAGAUCGAGCUGACCCAGGCCAGCCAAGAGAAGCAGAGCUCCCUCAGCUCGGAGGUUGGGACUCUGAGGCAGAACUGCUCCGAGCUGGAACGUGCCAUGGUGGAGCUGCAAGGCAACCUGGAGAGCAAGAAUGCGAACCUGGUAUCGCUGAGCAAUGACUUGCAGGUGGCAGAGGAGCAGUACCAGAGGCUCAUGGGAAAAGUGGAGGACGUGCAGCAGACACUGGUCUCCAGGGAUAAUUCUGUCCAGGAGCUGCGGCAGCAGAUGGGCGCCCUGCAGGCCCAACUCCAGCAGGUGCAGCUGGAGCGCAGCGCGCUGCAGACGCGGCUCAAGACCUCCCAGGCGGAGAUCGCCUCACUGCAGGCGGUGCGCCAGUGGUACCAACAGCAGCUGGCCAUAGCCCAGGAGGCACGGGUUCGACUGCAGAGUGAGAUGGCCAACAUGCAGGCCGGACAGAUGACUCAGAUAGGAGUGCUGGAACACCUGAAGCUGGAGAAUGUGACACUGUCCCAGCAGCUCACAGAAACUCAGCACCGGUCCAUCAAGGAGAAAGAGCGCAUCGCCGUGCAGCUUCAGAACAUUGAGGUGGACAUGCUGGACCAGGAGGCAGCCUUUCGCCAGAUCCAGGACGCCAAGUCCAUGGUGGAAGAGGACCUUCAGCACAAACUGGAGGAGUUUGAAGAGGAACGGGAGCACCUCCAGAAACUGGCCAACUCUGCCAGCACCCUGGAGAGGGACUUGCAGCAGGUGAAGCUGACUCUGUCCCAGAAAGAUGCGCAGCUGGAGGCCCUGCAGCAGGAGCACCUCGAGCUGAUGAAGCAGCUGACCGCCACCCAGGAGGCCCUGCACACCAAGGGGCAGGCCCUGAACCAGCUGGAGGCCCGCUACCAGGAGCUGGAGGCCCAGCUGAACGAGCUGCAGACUGACUCCACUGCCAAGGAAGAUGCCAUACGGUACUUGCAGAAUGAGAAGAUCGUCCUGGAGGUGGCGCUGCAGGCCGCCCGGGCGGACAAGGAGGCCCUGGAUGAGGGGGUGCAGAGGCUGGGGGAGGGUACCGAGGCGUCCUCCGAAAUCCUGGAGCAGCUCAGGCAGGAGGUCAAAGUCAAAGCCACGCAGAUUGAAACCCUACAACAGGAGAGCAGCACACUGAAGAAGCAGUCUCAGAAACUGAAGGAGCAGUUUCUUCAACAGAAGGUCAUGGUAGAAGCUUACCGCCGGGAUACCAGCUCCAAGGACCAGCUGAUCAGCGAGUUGAAGGCCACAAAAAAGAAGCUGUUGUCGGAGGUGAGGGGGCUGAAGCAGGAGCUCCUGAGCUCCCAGGGGGAGAGGAAGGCGGCAGAGCUGGAGCAGGCCAGGCUGCAGAAGGAGGUGUCUCGGGUCCAGCAGCAGAUGAGCAGUCUGGAGGCUCAUCUACAGGCGGUGCAGAGCGAGAGAGACCAGCUGGAGACCCAGAUUCAGUCCCUGCAGUUUGACCACAGUCAGCUGGCCGCUGUGACACAGGAGAAUGAAGGACUGCGAAAGCAAGUGGAGCAAAUGCAAGACGAAGCCAAAAAGGCAAUCACAGAGCAGAAGGUCAAAAUGAAGAGGCUGGGGACUGACCUGACUAGCGCUCAGAAGGAAAUGAAGGCCAAGCAUAAGGCGUACGAGAACGCUGUGGGCAUCCUGAGCCGAAGACUGCAGGAAGCCCUGACAGCCAAAGAGAGCGCAGAGGCAGAGCUGAACAAGCUCAAAGGCCAGAUCACUGAUGGAGGAAACAACCAGGCCUUGCUGGAGAGAAUAGAGGCGCUGCAGACUGAGCUUCAGACCGUGAGCCACAGCAAGGCCAUGCUUGAGAAGGAGCUGCAGGAAGUCAUCUCCCUUACCAGCCAAGAACUGGAGGAGUAUCGGGAGAAAGUGCUGGAGUUGGAGGAUGAGCUGCAGGAAUCCCGAGGGUUUAGGAAGAGGAUCCGACGGCUGGAGGAGGUCAACAAGAAGUUAUCGCUGGACCUGGAGCACGAGCGAGGGAAGCUGGCCGGGCUGGGACAAUCCCAUAAUGCACUGCGGGAGCACGCCAACAUUCUGGAGACAGCCCUGGCCAAGAGAGAGGCGGAUCUGGUUCAGCUUAACCUGCAGGUUCAAGCCGUGUUAAAGCGGAAAGAGGAGGAAGACCAACAGAUGAAGCAGCUGGUGCAGACGCUGCAGUCCGCUUUAGAGAAAGAAAAAAAUACGGUCAGGUCUCUCAAGGAGCAGGUGGCAGCAGCCAAAGCAGAAGCAGCUCACAACCGCCGGCACUACAGAGCAGCCAUGCUGGAGCUCAGCGAGGUCAAAAAGGAUCUCCAGGCGAAAGAGCAGUUUCUUACGGCACUGCAGACUGAGGCACAGAAACUCCAGGCUAGGGAUGAGGCACAUUCCCAGGAGGUGUCGCAGUUCCAGCAAGAGCUGGCAGAGGCUCGCUCUCAGCUCCAGCUUCUACAGAAACAGCUGGAGGAACAGCUUAACAAGCAGCCUCUAACCAACCAGGAGGUGGAAGAUCUGAAGUGGGAGGUGGAACAGAAGCAAAGGGAGAUCGAGGCUCAGAAACAGCAGCUGGAGAUGACAGAGCAGUGCAGCCGCAGGGAGAUGGAAAGCCUGCAGGCAGCUCUUCAGGGCAUCAGGGCAGAGUUGGAGGUGGUGCAGGAAGAGCUGACGGGCAGCAGAAAGGACAAGUUCAUGCUUCAGUCCAAGGUGGUUGAGCUGAGGCACAGCAUGAAGACUCUGCUGCAGCAGAACCAGCAGCUCAAACUGGAGCUGAAACAGAGCCGCCAGAGGAAGCGUAUGGAGCUCAAGGGCGAGACAAACGCGUCAAACCCCCUGACUCCAGUGAAGAUCCCAGACUGUCCUGUGCCGGCCUCCCUGCUGGAUGAGCUGCUGAAGCCCUCGCCUGCAGUGAGCAAGGAGCCCUUGAACAAUCUGCACACCUGCCUGCAACAGCUCAAGCAGGAGAUGGACAGCCUGCAGAAACAGAUGGAGGAACACACUGUUACAGUUCACGAGUCCAUGACGUCGUGGACGAAAUUGGAAGGACAGCUCGUGGGCCUGUCGGAGCCUGAUGGCAGCCCCCCGGCCGCCGCACAGCGAACGGACAGCUCGGCUCCGCCGCAGCCCCCCUCCGAGCUGGGCCGCGCGGCAGCCGGGGGCGAGGCCAGGCAGCAGUCGUAACGGCGCGCAGGGAAAGAGGUUCACCCACCCGCCAUGUCGUCACCUCUGGCCCUCGCUGGUUUAUGUGGGUGUUCGAAUGUUGUUGUUGUUUUUUUUUUAAAUGACCAUUUCUGAGAAACGAACGGUUCCCCAGUCGUACGCUCCAUGUGGAGGGGCAGCAUUUUCCGAUUUCGUUCAGCAAACCGAAGUGAAUAAUUAGACAAAAUGGCCAAAAAGUGUUCCGAUGUUAAAUCGAAACUAGAACCCCUCAAACCCCUGUCAUUUCUUCUUAUUUUGUACUUCUUUGAAUUUUUCUGUUCAGGAUUUAGUUCAGAAUAUUUUGGUUGGAUGAUUCAAGAAUUGUAAAGGCUUAAGACGAAACGUACAAUUAGGAACACUUUUUGCACAGAGAGGCCCCUUCUUGUGGCUUAGUCAUACUGUUCUUCCUAUCUGAUGUGCCUCAUGGAUGAGAGGGGUUGUCCACAGUCUGCCCUCAUUCAGCUUCACGUCUCGGUUGUUCACGUUGUCAGCUUCUUGAAUCCAAGAUAUCGCUAUCCAUGUGUUUCCAGUUUCACUCCAGGAAAGGAGUUGAGCUUUGAAACUCCAAUAUCGGAAGACAAGGCUCUGGUAGUUCAGGGAAUUUUCUUUCCUCGUUUCUUUCGCAACUUACGGCCAGCCUUUCAGAGCUCAUUUACAGGACUGUAUUACUGAUUGCUGUAGACAGUUUAUUGCAUAAAUAUAAACCCAGACCAAAUAUAGUUUUACCAUCUUAAAUUGUCCAGAGCAUCAGCUUUUUAGUAUGCUGCUAUUCAGCUGUACACUGAUUUUAUAUGUGUAUAUUUUCUUUUAUAUAGGUUGAUGUAUUUAAGGUCUAUGUUUUGCCCAGAAUGGUAUUAUCAAUGACUAUGGCAGUGCCAUAAAAGCUAGGGAAAUCUCCAUAAACACAUCAAGUUGAGUAAUUAGCUUUUCGAAUGAAUUUAUUCUUGUAAAAAAAGUUAGAUUUAGCUAGCCAUCAGUUUAGAUCUUAGGGAAUAGCUUGCUGUUUGGCAGCAUAAAUUGCUACCUAAUUUAUAUGAAAGAUAUUGGCUGAAGUUGCACAUGUUAUGCAGUAGAUGGCAUAACUGACCUAAAGAGAGAGAAAUCUUUAUGCUAAAAAUGUUGAUAUACUUUAAGUCAGAGGUACUCCUUAAUUUAUUGCAUUUAAUUGUUUGUUGUUUUUCCGGGUCUUUAUUUAAAAGAAUGAUUAUCAAAGGUUUGUUAUUUCUCAUGUUGUUCAUAUAUUGUUUCAUACAGCCUUAAUUAGUGUUCAUUUCUUAGAAAAAGGGUUUCCUGGGUAGUCUUGUUAGUUGAAUAUCCAAUGUUACAGCAAAGUUUAAGAGUAUGAUGCACAGUACAUUCUUUGCUUUACUACUACUUUGUUUUCUGUUUUAUUUAAAACUUCCAGUGAAUUUAAUAAGGUAUGUUAUGUACUUUGAAGGACACGAAUGAGAUGGGGAGGUAUUCAGUGACCUGACAGGUUGACGUUCUUAUACAGACAUUGAAGUGUUCUUGUUGGCCUUGAAUAUAAACCUGCUGCGCUCAUAUCAAAUCAACAUCGAAAACACUUACACUGUGGUUUCAAAAACUGUGGGUGCUGAUUUUUUCUAAAACUUUGUUUUUGCCUGAGCAAAACUUAUGUCCGGAGACUGUACUGCUUAAUGUUAGUCAACAUGCCAAAUUUACAGUCCUGUGAAUGUGGAAUAACACCAAGAGCAGGACAGUGCUUAAAGGCAUUUUUCUUAUUCUUAUUUAAAAGAAUAGCUGUUAGUCAGGGGCAAAGCGGCAACAAACAUCGAAAAGAAGACUGCACCCAUACAAUGGUUUGAAUUCCAAAGGGAUUUUUUUUUUUAAUUGAGUGCUAACUUAUAUUUUGGCACAAUAUUCCAUAUCCCUUUACAGGUAAUGUUCAAAUUCAAUACAGGACUGAUGCCUGAGGAAGACUGUUUGAAACGCUGUACCGUAAGAUAAACUCAGUAAACAUAACUUUGAAAUUCAAACCACUGCUUUUAUAAAAAAAAACAACAGGUUGAGAUUCUUUUAAUGUAUCAAGAGUGCAGAAAUAGAGAAUAUACUGUAACUCUUUGAGAGCCACCUCUGUCUUACAACCACUGGAUAAAAUGAAAUCAUUUAAAUAUCAGGAUCUUUUUAUGAAACAUUUGUUCCCUCUGGGACAUGUCAUCUUAUGAUAAAUAUACCCCACAAAGACAUGAGAUUGUUAUAAUCCUUCUUCUCGCAUAAAGUAAUGUACCAUAAAUACAGGUUUUAAAUGAAUGAAACUGCUUUAUCGGUGAGUUUCACUUUGUAAAGAUUGUUCUUAGAAUUAUUUCUUACAGGUGGUUUUCUGAUCAAAAGGUUUUGUCUCUGAUCUUUCAUUGUAGCUACACUUUUGAGUCUUUCCUUGCCUGUGUCCUUGAGGAUCUACAUGUACUUUAACAUGAAACUGAGUAUGUAACCUCUGUACCUCUUAUCUCUGUCGAAACCUGUGAUGGUUUAAUGAAUCUUUGAGGUUCAACAAAACACUGUGUCUAAAUAAUGCCAAAACUGCUUUGGAAAAAAGAACAGUGGUCUUUUUACUGUUUUAUACAUUCAGCUAAAAGGAGUACAACUGCACAUUGUGAAACUGCUUCCUUGAAAUUCUUGUGACCCGAUAAAGUGUAUUUAGCCAAUAACACACCUGUAAAAGCUUUUUUAAGACUUUGUUUAAAGACAAAAAAAAAUCAAGAAUCCUUGUAAAACCAUGACACCUAUAUAGCAAAUAGCAAACAGGCUAAUGCAAUUUUCUGACAUGUUUUUUUUAACAAACUGAAAACCGAAAGGGAGAAUUUCUUUCUAGCUUGCUGCUAUUUAUAUUCAGACAAAUAUCCUAUAUCUUAAAAGUAUGCUUCCUGUUGUUUGUUUACUCAGUGGGGAAUUUUGAACCAAGUGUAUGUAACUGGGCUCGUGUACUCGGUGUGUUCCAGGGGUGACGUCAUGCCCCUUUGAAAUGUAGACACUGCCACGGCAGGGGAGCAGUCUUUGGGCACAGUGGGGUUAUCCUCUGCCCGGAGAGUGGCACUGUAUGUGCCCAGCAGGGGCGUCCAGAGUAGCUUUUGUCACAUGUGCACACUAGUCCCUGGUGUUUUUCAGUCCGAAACUGUACAAGUAUGAAACCUCCUAAUGUUUCUUGGUUUCGCAAGAAUCCAAAGGACCAAGAGGAGAAAAGAAAAACUGAAGUCUUCUUUUGCCCAAAGAGACAGCAAAUGGGAAACUGACACCUAUUGUCUUGAUUUCAGAACAGGAUGCUGCAAACUGUUAAGGGGUUCUGCUGUUAAUACAGUAGUAUGGUUAUCAUGUACAUAGUUCAUAAAAAUAUUGUAAUCCCAAUAUUUCUACGAAAAGAGUUCAUUGUUGGCUUUUUUUGUUGUUAAGUUACCUGCGUUUGCAUAAGCUUUCCUGAGCUUGAGGAAGUCAGUGGCAGGUUAACACAAAUGGAGAGCAUGUUAAAAUAACUGCAGAUUAAUUCUUGGAAGUUCUGUGCAAUAAACUAUUUUUUGGUAAUGUU